Arabis nemorensis is the source of this 1065-nucleotide messenger RNA. The record is from the annotation of a GenBank genome assembly. NCBI's taxonomy places the organism in Eukaryota, Viridiplantae, Streptophyta, Magnoliopsida, Brassicales, Brassicaceae.
AUGGAAUCUCAGAAAUCAAUUUGGGAAGUGUUUAAGGGUCUCAGGCUUGGCUCCGACAAGGAGCCUUGGGUUCUUCAUCAGGAUGUGCAAGACAAAUUUGAAAAGGAGCAUCAACUGUGUCUCGUGGUGAAGGGUCUCAACCUGGAUCAUCAGAAUCCUGCGGGAAUUAAGAAAACGAUGAUGGCAUCUUGGGCUCCCAAGGGAUGUGUGGAUGCGAAAGUUAAUGAUGACGGUACGGUGAAUUUCUAUUUUGCAAAGGAUUAUCAACUGAUGAAUGUGUAUGAAAAUGCCCCAUAUGAGUAUAGAGGGUGGAUGUUAGCUGUUGAUCUGUGGAAAAAUAGGAGAUUUCCAAGUUUUUUGCAAACAAUUCCCUUUUGGAUUAAUAUUGAAAAGCUGCCUCAGAUGUAUCAUAGAAGUCACAUAAUUGAGAGCUUUGCUUCUAAGUUUGGUCAUGUGGAUGAGGUUCGUAUUAGGGAGCCUGCACUUCAUUUGCAGAGGCCAGCAGAAGUUAAGAAGUUGGUGAAAUUUUGCACCACAUGUGGAAGCUUAAGGCAUGGCUAUGAGAAGUGUCCUCAAGCAUCAACACUUACAGCUACUGCUGGAGCUUUAAUGGAGCUUGGUCACACUCUUUAUCUCACUGAGCAAGAAAGAUCAGCUGCAAUUGAGGGUCUUAAUACUAAACAGGACCUGGGGGAAAGUUCUGGUGCUCAAAAGGAUAUUCCGGAGAUGCUUGAGCCUAUUGCAGAUUAUUUACUGGAACAAGGUUUGGGGAAGAGGCCAGCUGUUGAAGCUGAUUUAAUGAUGGAGGAUAAGGAUAAAGGAAUGAAGAGAAAGAUUGAUGAAAUGGAGAUUGAAGAGUCGGAAGCAGAAGGUAUGCGUGAGAUGGGAAAGAAGGCUAAGGAUAUGGGUGAUACUGUGGGAACUAUCUCUGAGUUUCCAGUUCAAGCUAAGGAAAUGGAAGUUGGAAGUUCUGAGGUUGCAAAAGGUAUGGGUCAGGAUAAGACAAAUGCAGGUGUUAAAGCUAAAGGCUUGGUGGUUGCCAUAAAACCACCAAAGAAGCCAUGA